AGAGAAAUCCUACUGAAGCAAAUCUCUGUAGGAGGAGAUAGCAAGGGAGGGGUUGCAAAACCAGCAAUGGCAGCCACUCAUUUCGCUUGGACCUCACUCUGCCUACCGACAUCCUUUCCGGGGAAAUGCGACGUCCACCGGAGCUCCUCUGUCAAGCUUCUCCCGCGGAGAAGAGGAGCUUCAGUCUCGGUAACCGCCAAUUCGUCGGAAUCAUCACCAAAGGUCUCUGAGCAGCCUGUGAUCGAGCUGCAGUUCAUUGGGCCGAAGCCAGAGAGUGAUGGUAGGAGCUAUCCUGUGGAGGAAGCAAGAGCGGUAAGUGGGGAGAAGCUUCUGAGAACCAUCAUGCUCGAUAACAAGCUCGAGCUUUACGCGACGUAUGGGAAGGUAAUGAACUGUGGAGGUGGUGGAACCUGCGGAACCUGCAUUGUUGAGAUUAUUGAGGGGAGUGAUCUUUUGAAUGAAAGAACUGAUGCAGAAUUCAGGUAUCUUAAGAAGAAACCAGAAACAUGGAGACUGGCCUGUCAAACCAUUGUGGGGAACAAAGAAAACUCGGGCAAGGUUGUGGUUCAGAGGCUUCCUCAAUGGAAGAAAUGAAACUCAGAAGCUGAGAGUCCAUACACGAUAUGGGGUUGAACACUUAAAGCUAGACCCUUAAUCAGCAACCCUGAACAUGAUAAGCAAAGUUUGCUGGUGCUUUUGGAUGAGUGGCUGCUGGCUGCUGGCUGCUGCUGCUUCAGUUUGAGUUUUAGGUUGGAUCCAAUAACUGGUAUGCUCUGCAUUUUCGUACCGUAACCUAGUGUGGGUAUUGGGCCAGUGUUUAGAUUUGGGCCUGGUGGGCAUUAGGAUUGCUGGAUUCUUAACAGACUGUUCAAUACGCUUUAUUCUGGGGUCUGGGGUCUGGACUCAACAGGGAGGAUGGGAAAAGC
Linum tenue is the source of this 926-nucleotide messenger RNA. The record is from the annotation of a GenBank genome assembly. Lineage: Eukaryota; Viridiplantae; Streptophyta; Magnoliopsida; Malpighiales; Linaceae.